This is a messenger RNA of Neoarius graeffei (lesser salmon catfish), 951 nucleotides long. It is a transcript of the gene cacng3a, whose product is annotated as calcium channel, voltage-dependent, gamma subunit 3a. Gene Ontology annotation, cellular component: postsynaptic density membrane; AMPA glutamate receptor complex. Bases 1 to 951 code for a protein of 316 amino acids. The transcript has 4 exons. Gene Ontology annotation, molecular function: voltage-gated calcium channel activity; channel regulator activity. Lineage: Eukaryota; Metazoa; Chordata; Actinopteri; Siluriformes; Ariidae. Gene Ontology annotation, biological process: transmission of nerve impulse; positive regulation of synaptic transmission, glutamatergic; neurotransmitter receptor internalization. The record is from RefSeq and is a predicted model, not a curated record.
AUGAGGCCGUGCAACCGUGGAGCACAGAUGCUCAUCACUACAGCUGGAGCUUUCACUGCUUUCAGCCUCAUGACCAUCGCAGUAGGAACAGAUUAUUGGCUUUACUCGCCCGGAGUGUGUCGCACCGAGAGCACGGGCGAUAACGAGACGAGCCAAAAGAACGAAGAGGUUCUUACACAUUCGGGUCUCUGGCGUCAGUGCUGUAUGGAAGGUCUGUUUACAGGUGUGUGUAAAAACAUUGAUCAUUUCCCAGAAGAUGCUGAAUAUGAACAAGAUGCAGCAGAAUACUUGCUCCGAGCAGUACGUGCCUCCAGUCUUUUCCCCAUCAUGAGUGUUGGGCUGCUGUUUGUUGGUGGAGUGUGUGUUGCUGCCAGUGAGUUCUACAAAAAUCGCCACAACGUCAUCCUGAGCGCAGGAAUAUUCUUCGUCUCUGCCGGUCUCAGUAACAUUAUCGGGAUCAUUGUGUACAUUUCUGCCAAUGCCGGAGAUCCGAAUCAGAGCGAGUCGAAGCGGAGUCACUGGUACGGCUGGAGCUUCUACUGUGGUGCGCUUUCCUUCAUCAUGGCGGAGACGGUGGGCGCGCUCACGGUGCACCUGUUCAUCGACUCGCACCGCACGCGCACCUUCCGCCAAGCGCCUCGGAACCGCAUGCGCGCAUCGUUCCAGAGCAGCCGGUCGUCCAGCUACCGCUCGCGCUACCGCAGCCACAUGCACUCUCUCCCGCGCUCACCAUGCACCGGCCGCAAGAGCAACGACGAGGUCGCACUCCGUUCGCUCCGUUACGCUCCAGCCACGCCCACCACCGCGCUCACACACGCUCACUACAUCAAAGCGGAGAACGGGCUCGCCUUUCACGCGCACAGCCACAGUGUGCAGCACGAGGAGGAGAAGUGCGGCGUGCUCCCGUCUCUGAGCAGCAGCGCCACCAUGAGGAGAACCACACCGGUGUGA